Molecule: messenger RNA, 2873 nt
Organism: Caenorhabditis auriculariae
Lineage: Eukaryota; Metazoa; Nematoda; Chromadorea; Rhabditida; Rhabditidae
Source: the annotation of a GenBank genome assembly
AUGGCUGAAGAUAUUCCGUUUCUUCGGAUUGACAACGAGCGAGAACUCCCUCGGUGGCUGAGAUGGAUCACGGUACGCUGAAAGUUCAUUCUUGAUCAUUUCAAUGUUUUUUUUCUCAAUUCCUUUUCAGAAAUUGAAAAUGUUUUGUAUAAGGCUAUUGAGUAAUUUUUUGGACAUCUUCGUUUCCAUCUUUUUCAUAGCUGUUAUAUCGAAGAACUUUUAUUUGAAUUUAAAAUCGUUUUCAGGAAAUGGACUGUCUCCAAUGUCUGGGUCCUCGGAACUCGGGAAGACGACCGGUGACGCCGGUGAACGUGGGACUCGAAACUUACGAAUUUACCUCAUGCGAUGGGCAAACAAUUCAAGUUUUUCCCAAUGAAUUUCGAUGAAAAUUCGUAGUUUUCAGUUUCCGGAACCAAUUGUCGACAGGAUCACUCUUUUGCACCGGAUGAGGGAGGUAAAGUCUUUCAUGUUUUGUUUAUUUUCAAGAUUUUCGCUUUUCCAGGACAUGGGAAACAUUGCUGGCGUUGCUACUAUCGCUGCUGCGACGGGCGCCAAUAUGCAAUUUGUGAGUGAUUUUGAUGAGUUCAGCGGCGCGAAAAAAUCUGAAAAUGUGCUGCGUGGGUUUUGUUAUUUUAAUGAACAUAAUUAUCAGCCUUCCACCCACGUUUCCUACUUUUUGAAGCGUAAAUUUUGAGAAAACAUGAAUCAGAAGGCGAUAAUUAAAAUGCGGAUGAGGAACCUUGUUUGAUUAGAAAGAAGGAAGUGAAUCACACGGCGACACCAAAUCGACGCCACAACCACCGCAGAGGCGGAAAUUAAAAUGUGUUGUACGCAGUGCACGCGUUACAUCAGAAGCGACGCGCAAUAAGCGAAAUCGAAUUUUUAUUAUGACUAAAACCAAUUUUAUGGCUGUUAGUUUUAUCAUUCGGGAAAAAAUGUUCUUUUUGAACCAGAAAAAUUGUUAAGAUACAAAGCCGUCUUUUCUAGCAUUUUUAAUGUCGCAGAAGCUUCAAAAAUACAUCUGCUAUGACGCAAAAAAGCUUCAAUUUUAUUGCUUUCGGAACAAAUAUUUUAUUUUACCACAUAAAAGUACAGAAAAAAAAAGAAAAGUAUGACUGAUAACCUCAACAAGGUAUUUUACUUACUUUGAACUUCAAAAAUCUACAAAAAUUCGUCCAAAUUUUCCUAGCAGAAUAAGACUCAUCAUAGUUUCCACCUGAGUAAACAUUUAUUUUUUAAGUUACGAGUUUUAAAAGUUCGCCUUAAGACCUCCAUUCACUGAGAAAAUUUUUAGUGGUCAUUUUAGUGGACACUAUAGUAGUCAAAUUAGUGGUCUCUUUAGGAGUCCAAGUGGUACUACUAGAUUGCUGAAAACUACUGUAGUUGCCAUCAAGACGCAAACUAGUGGCUUCUAUAGAGGUUUUAGUGGCCACUAAAGUGUCCUCUCCAAGUUGUUCUUGAGGGACCUCUUAAGUGGCCAAUCAAUUUUUUCUUUUCUCUCUACCUGUACAAAUUUUCAUUUUCGAAAAAAGGCGCCUCAAACUCAAAAAAACCUCUCAAAAUCGGUUAAAAUAGAACUGAGACAAUAUUCUCUCAACAAAAAAUAAUCUUGAGAUGAUCGACUACCUGAUGCAGCACAAAGACGAGCCAAAUAUAGAAGCCUCCGAUAUGGAAGCUCGACGGGCACGAGAGCUGAAACCGGAAGAUUGGGUCCUCCUCGACGUGAGCAUCGCCAAACUGCUCGAAUACAUGGCCCUCGCCAACUACUUCCAAUGCGACUUUUUCCUCGAUUGCUGCGCCAAAAUGCUCGCUGAGAGGUUGAAGGUCCGUGUUAGAGUCCGAAAAGUGGACCUUUUAGGGACCAUUAUCGACCACUUCAUUUAAGCCCAUUUUUGAAAAAAAGACUAACAAAAACGAUAAAAUUGAGAUUUAGGGUUUUGACGUUUUAGGGGCCACUAAGGUAGGUAGUCGAAUCAGUGACUACUUAAGUGACUCGGUCUCCUUAGAAGUCAAAGUUGUACCAAACUGCUACAGUGGCCACUUUAGUGUCUUCUCCAAGUUCUUGAGGGAACACUGAAGUGGCCACUAAAAUUUUUCCCAGAAUUUUUCCCAGAUUUAAUGAAUUUCGAAACGUCUCAAACAAUAUUCUUUUGGUCGAAUAUGCUUGUUUUUCAAGAAAAAAAAAACUCGGACGAACUACACUGAAAACGGCUCUUCGCCGAGAGACCUUUAUGUAACUUAUAUAUGCGCUUUUGAGAACCAAGCAAGAAUUUUCUGCCAGUCCUCGGAAAUUUUUUUCUGGAUUUUUUCAAAGAUUUAUAAAACGAUUCAGGACAAAUCUGCGAUGGAAAUCCGUCAGAUAUUCGGCCUUCAAAAUGAUCUCGAAGACGAGGAAGUCAGAGAAGUUCGACUGAAGAGCGAUUGGUGUCUCCGGUUACUUUUUUUAUUUUAUUUUUAAUUUGAAAGAAAAUGACUCGAGAAACGUUAAAAAUUAGAUUUUUUUCGUGAGUUUUUUUGAAGUUUUUUUGCGUCAUAAUUAUAGACACAUCUUUCAAACUUACAAUAACCUCCCGUAAUUUUUUUGAAACUUACUGUCUUCUUUUUUUGAAAUUUAGAGGUUUGAACCCUUUUUAUAAAGAUUGUUUCAACUCAUUUUUUAGAAACUACAGACAGUUGUAAAGUACGAACACUUUGAAUUUUCAGACCCAUUUUUUUAACCUUUCUUUAGAGUUUAAAGAUAGUUUCAAGUCCUUUUUCUUGGACUUUUUUAAAACUCGAACACUUAUUACUUCUUUCCAUAAUACAAAGACGCUUGUAAAGUACGAACACUUUCACUUUUCAGACCCACCGACCAUUAUGACGCGUCUGCAUGA